AGAUGACGACGACCACCACGUUUCAAGGGUUAGACCCCGGUUCUAAAAGCAGUUCCAGGGUACUACGGCCGCCUGGUGGGGAGUCCAACUUCUCUCUUGGCUCAGAUGAAAACUCAACCCCCCAACGGAAGAACAAGAUGGCCUCUAGCAUCUUUGCAGAACCCGAAGAUCCCCAUGCUCAUCGAAGAAACAAUCCACCAACUGGGGUUCCUACAGGAACCCUGUGCGGUGAGCCUUCUGCCCCCCUCAGGAGGGUCCAGCAGCCUCUCCUCUUCCCCAAGAACCCCGAGCCAGAACUGACCACCAUCCACAACUCUGGAGCCGCCAUGAUCUGGAACCAGAGACGAGAGGGUGAGAACGGCCAGGAACAAGCAAACGAUGAGAGCCCUGAAGAGGUGGAUGGGGAGCUGGAGGAGCCCGAGCAGAAGGAGUCGUCACAGGCCCCCGCCCCGUCGGGAGGUGCCAACGCUGCCGCGGGCGGCCGGAGAAACCCUCCUGGAGGCAAAUCCAGCCUCAUCCUGGGUUGAGACAACUCCUUUUUCUUUACUUUCUUUUUUAUAUAUAUAUUUUUUUCUUCAUUCAGUCACUCUUUUUUUUUAUUUUUUUGAAGAUAAAAACACCCCCCGCCACUGUCUUCCUCCUCAUCAACAUGCCACUGUCUCUUCUUGUCCUCCUUCCCAUGCCGUCGCGUCCGUGGACUCUCAUGUCCUCUCACUCCACCCUCAAACCUUUUGUUUGAUCCUUUUUUUUCUAUUGAAAGAAGAAAACUGUUGACAAAAGCACUUUAUGUAUCUCCCACACCCUCCCAUUUCAGCCCAUCCUGUAGUGCAUCGCGCCUGCUGGGAAAGGCAUGACAUGAUUUUAGCUUGUCCCUCAUUCCUUCCUUCGUUGUAAAUGGUAAAACAAACAAACAAAAAAAAACUAAAAAAGAUUUGAUGUGUGGAUUUCUAAAUACAAUAAAGAUUCAUAUGAAAUUGCA
Poeciliopsis prolifica (blackstripe livebearer) is the source of this 979-nucleotide messenger RNA. It is a transcript of the gene jpt1b, whose product is annotated as Jupiter microtubule associated homolog 1b. Bases 3 to 527 code for a protein of 174 amino acids. Gene Ontology annotation, cellular component: nucleus. The record is from RefSeq and is a predicted model, not a curated record. The transcript is spliced from 5 exons. Lineage: Eukaryota; Metazoa; Chordata; Actinopteri; Cyprinodontiformes; Poeciliidae.